AAUAAUAAUAUUAUUUUAAAUUUAAUUUUAAUAUUAUUUUAAAUUUAAUUUUAAUGUUUAGUGGUUUCUAGUGUUUUUUUGCUUUAUGAAAAAUGAACAAUCCCCACGAGUUUGUACUGUACAGCUACGCGCUCCCAAACCAGCUGUACCAGAUCAAGCCUGACGUCGUCCAACCGGUCUCCGCCGCCGGAAUUAAUCCAGCCAACAUCGUACACAUAAUCCCAGCUGCCAGGAAUGUCUCCCUGCACCACUCACCUACGAUCCGGAUCGUUGAAAACAUCCAAAUUCAGCAACCGCUCCAGCUGGUCUGUGGCCAGCCUGCUGAACCCGUGAUCGAAACUGUUGAAAGAGAAUCGAACAAUUCCACACCGGUUAUUGUUGAGGAAGUUCCACCUCAAACAAUAGCACAGUCUGAAGACGUUCGCGCGAAGUCACCGGAAGUGCUUGAAUCCGAAUCCGUCGAAAGACCCCUGGUUCCCCUCAAACCACCCUCCAAAGCCAAAAAGAACUUCAUCUACGAGUGCGACAUCUGCGAAAGCCGGUUCCUGUCGGCCAAUUCCCUCCGUCUGCACAAAACAGGUCACCGUUACAAAAGGGACCAGGAAAAGAAGGCCUUCUCGUGUCGCUUCUGUGGGCGGCAAUUUUCCCACCAGCAAACCCUCGGCGACCACGAGAAGGUCCACAUCGACGAUCGGUACAACUGCGCGGCUUGUGGCGCUCGGUACAACUCGAAGAGUGGCCUCCGGAACCACCUGUCCAAGAAUGCGGACUGCGAUACGAGCUUCCAGGAGCGGAAGAUCGCCCACCGGAAGCGCGAAGAGGACGGCAAGCGGUGGGGUUGUGACGUUUGUGGGAAAAAGUACCGCCACCGGAAGUCGAUGGUGGAGCACCGGAGUUUGCACUACAAGCAGAACCGGUGCGAACGGUGCGGGGCGAUGUUCGAGACGAUUGGUGGAUGGAGGAAGCAUACGGCGCUGAAGCGGUGCGAGUUUUCCAAGAGUCGGUUUCGGGAUCCGGGGAGUGGUGGUGCGGAAGGUGAGGGGCAGGAUGGUGGGAAAGAGGUUUUUAUUCCCGAGGAGAGGAAACGGUUUUUGGAGCAGGUUGAGCAGUUGGAGAAGAGAAAGGCCCAACCAAGUUCCGAAAUUGAGCACAGCGAGCGUAGCUCGGACUAUUUCGAGCCGGUCAACGAGGAACCUCCGGUGGAAUCUUCCGAGGACGAAUCAAAUGAAAUCUUAGAGGAAGAAUCAAGCCCAACAAUUGAGAUUGUUACAGUUUCCACGAAUGUGGUCCAGUUAGAGCAGAAUGAGGAGGAAGAAGUGGCAAAUUCGGGUUGUGCAGAUCUCCCUGAUGAGGUUGAAAUUCCUGUGGAAUCAGCUCCGGAAUUGGAAAUUAAGGACGAGCUGCAGAGUGAAGAUGAGUUGACGAGUGAUUGUGACAACGAAGCCACGACAGUGGAGUUGGCGGUGGAAGUUCUGGAGAACGACGAAAAAGUUUCCAAACCACGAAAACCACGGACCGAAAAGAAAACCAAAUGCCACAAGUGCCCAAAAUGUCCAAAGACCUUCGGUCGCAGUUUCAUCCUCAAGAAUCACCUGAGAACCCACACCGGAGAGCGACCUUUCCUGUGCGACCUGUGUCCAAAAUCCUUCGCCGAUUCCGGAUCACUCAAAAUGCACAAGGUGGUCCACACCGAAGAGAAGCCUUUCCCCUGCCCAGAAUGUCCGGCGCGGUUCGCUCGCAAAAGCGGCCUCCGAAACCACAUCACGGUCCACUUUAACCUGCCCUGCGACGAGUGCGACCAGAUGUUUCCCUCGCGGAAGACGCUGAUGCGGCACAAGAUCAAGCACCAAGGGUUGAGGCCGUUUCUGUGUGAAAUUUGCUCGAAAGAUUUCACCACCAAGGCGGACAUGAAGGCCCACCUGCGGAUUCAUUCGAACGAAAAACGAUACUGCUGCAAGAUUUGCUCGGCCCGGUUCAACUGUCCGUCGACGCUGCGCAGGCACCGGAACGUGCACGCCCCGCCGGAAACGAGACCGAUGUGUGAGACUUGUGGGAAGUCGUUUUCGUCGGCGCAGGCGUUGCGGAAACACGAGGACAUUCAUAAAGAGUUGAGGCCGUUUCAGUGUGAAAUUUGUCAGAAAAGGUUCCGGGUUAAGGACCAUUUGAAGGUCCACUUCCGGUCGCAUUCCGGCGAGAAACCGUUUGGCUGUGAUUUGUGCGAAAAAAGAUUCGUCACGAACGGAGACCUCAAGGUGCACUACCGAAGGCACACCGGCGAGAAACCGUUCGCGUGUGAGCAGUGUGGCCAGGGCUUUGUGGUGACGGCGGGGUUGUACCGGCAUCAGCAGCAAACCGGCCAUAGCAACGCCCAGCUGCAGGCCAUCAUCGUGCCGGAGUACACGAGGGCCACGUGAUAGAUGA
Messenger RNA from Culex quinquefasciatus (southern house mosquito), 2421 nucleotides. RefSeq names its product zinc finger protein 419. Gene Ontology annotation, biological process: regulation of transcription by RNA polymerase II. Gene Ontology annotation, molecular function: DNA-binding transcription factor activity, RNA polymerase II-specific; RNA polymerase II transcription regulatory region sequence-specific DNA binding. NCBI's taxonomy places the organism in Eukaryota, Metazoa, Arthropoda, Insecta, Diptera, Culicidae. The transcript is spliced from 5 exons. Bases 93 to 2414 code for a protein of 773 amino acids. The record is from RefSeq and is a predicted model, not a curated record. Gene Ontology annotation, cellular component: nucleus.